GGACCGCAAGAAAGCCAAAAUAACAAGGAUGCCGGCACAUUCUACUGUUUAUGGUUGUACACAGGGCUGCGCAAUCCCGAGGGAACUGGGAAUGACUUUUCACAGUGUGGAUGCAUUGCCUUUGAAAGGAACGUCACCGGUCGUCAAGUGGGCCCGUGAUUUUAAUGUCCCACAAUGCAACGCUGAGCGCUCAGCCAAUAGGAGGUCCGUCUUUUGUUGCCGAUCAGAGAGAGGCGCGAGCUUUCAAACUCAGGCGGAAGUGGCCCUCUUGAACAGUCGCCUUUCACAAGUCGUUGUCUUCGUCGCUCUCGCUUUAUACAUAUACUCUACGUAUAUGUCUUUUUUUUUUUUAAACAUUCACUUUACUCCGCUUGUGGGAAGUUAAAGUUUGACUUUAUCUAACUUGUGAAGGAGCGAAGACGUGAAAGAUGGCGGAGUCCACAGCUCAGAGUCACUAUGGCCGUCAGACCGCCGAGCAGAUGGAUGAACAGAGGCACCAAAAUGUUGCCUAUCACUACUUGUGUCGACUGGAGGAGGCAAAAAGGUGGAUGGAGGCGUGUCUGGGGGAGGAGCUUCCCGCUCCCUCGGAGCUCGAGGAAACCUUGCGGAACGGCGUCCUUCUCGCCAAACUGGCCCAUCGCUUCGCACCAUCCGUCGUUCCUCGUAAGAAGAUUUACGACUUGGAGCAGCGGCGCUACAAGGCUGCGGGUGUUGAAUUUCGUCACACUGACAACAUCAACCGCUGGAGGGAUGCUCUGACGGCGCUCGGGCUGCCACCUAUCUUCCAUCCAGAAACCACAGACAUUUAUGACAAGAAGAACAUGCCCAGAGCUGUUUACUGCAUACAUGCACUUAGCUUGUACCUGUACAGACUCGGCCUGGCUCCACAGAUCAGUGACCUUUGUGGCAAAGUCAAGUUUACAGCGGAUGAAAUCAACAACAUGAGGCUGGAGUUGGACAAAUACGGUCUCCGGCUUCCCGCCUUCCACAAAAUUGGAGGAAUUCUGUCAGUUGAGAUGUCGGUGGACGAGGCCGCAGUCCAUGCUGCGGUAAUCGCCAUCAACGAGGCUGUUGACAGACGUGACCUCGAGGCGACGGCGCAGGCUCUAAGGAACCCCAACGCUCAGCUCGCCGACCUGCAAGAGGCACUGAUGAGCGUAUACCAGGAGACGCUGCUCCAUGCCAAACGAGAGAAAGCGCAGCAGAAGGCCAGCAGGGUUUGUGGCUCCAAGGAAAAAGAUCUGUACGAAGAGUUUCUGACUCGCAGAGAAAUCCAGGACACCCUCAACACGGUCAACGUGAGAUCGGCGGUGGAGCAGGUGGACGAAGCGGUGGACGCCGCCGACGGGCCGUCGCUCGUGGACGCUCUGCAGCUGCCCUGUUUGGCCCUGGUCGGCGUCCACGGCUCCAACGGGCCCUGGUACCUUGAGCAGUUGGCGACCGACCGGCACGCAAAGGCACUGGAGCAGGGCUCGGUGGACCCGCUGGAGCCCGAGGAGCUUCAAGAGGCCGUCAAUGCAGCCAAUUGGGAAGCCCGCAGAGACAUUGAGAUGCAGGCGGCUGUGGACGCCGUGAAUGAGUCGUUGCGGGGCAGCGACCCGCGACACACGGUCAGCUGUCUGAGCUCCUCUGACCUCCAGCUGCCGCCCGUCUUCCCUUGCGCGGCCGCUCUUUAUCAUCAGCAGCUGCGGCUGUUACAAGCACGCGCGGCACGAGGGGCGCUGCAGCUGGAAGAGCUGUUUGUCGCUGUGGAGAUGCUGUCAGCAGUGGUCCUCAUCAAUCAAGCGGUGGAGACGAGAAACCUGCCACAGCUCAGCUCCUUGUUGGUCAAUUCAUCAGUGGGCUUGACAGAUGUGGACCAAGCCCUGAUGGACAAGUACUUGUUGCGUCUGUUCAACAUGAAGCAGUCGUCUGGUCAAGAAGCGCUGACCUGGAAUCAACUUCAGGAAGGAAUCAAGCUGGCCAACUCGGACGCGCAGGCCCAACAUCAGCAGACAGCGGCUCUUCAUGCGGUUAACAAGGCUCUGAUAGGCGGAGAUGCUCGCGGGCUGCUUUCCGCGCUAGUGCUCCCCUCUAGCGGUGUGGAGGACGUCCUGCCCGCCAACGCCUGCAGGUACCUCAGAAUGAUGAGCACCGCUAGGCAGCGCAAAGCACAGACCAAUCGGCUCAGGGAGGACUCAGGAGCAGAGCUGUGGUUGGCUGAAAUCCAGGAAGUAGUCAGACAAACCAAUGUGGACACUCAGAAAGCGCUCAAGUUGUGUCUGGCGGUGGCAGCUGUCAACCAAGCGGUGAAGGAGAAGCAGCCUGCGCAGACGCUGCGAGUGCUUUCGUUACCAGAAGUAGCGCUGGAGGGACUGACACGGUCCUACGCGCUAGAGUACCAGCAGCAGCUCGCCGCCUCGGUACAACGGAAGGCGAGCGCAGGAGACAACAAGAGUCCGUGGGUCAGAAUCCCAAUGCCAGAUGGCUCUCCGUUCUUCUUCCACCUCAUCAAACUGGAGGGCACGUGGGAGGAACCUCCCAGGUUCAUCCACAAUAGCGUGUUCCUAGACCACCACGACAUCCAGGAGGCGGUCACCGGCGUGCUGUCCGCGCAGCGGCGGCGGGACCUUUGGGCCAGCAAUCGGGCUCUGAUCACCCGCUUGCAGGCGGCCAUUCGAGGGUUCCUCACCCGACGCGAACUGGCGGCUCGCCGGAACUACCUGCGUGGCCACGCCCACGCCGUAGUCCUCAUUCAGGCUCACUGGAGGAGAUUCGUCCAGCAGAGGGCGUACAGGCGGCGGCUGCAGUUCCUCUCCAGCAACUGGAGGGUGGCAGUCAAGAUUCAAGCCUUUACGAAGAUGUGUUUGGCCAGGAGAAAGUAUCUGGCACGGUUGAAGUUCUUUCAACAAAAUGUUGGCGCCAUCGUAAAGAUCCAAACCUUCUUUCGUGCAAGUCUGGCACGGGCCGAGUACAGGAUGCUGGUGCGAUGUGAUACGGUCCCCCUGAGCGUGCUCAGGAAGUUCGUCCACCUGGUGGACUUGGGAGACGGCGACAUCAGGGAAGAGGGGAAACUGGCGUGUCUUCGGGAGGAGGUGGUCAGGACAGUCCGCUUCAAUAGGCAGCUGGAGGCCGAGCUGGACGUGAUGGACCUUAAGAUUGGGCUUCUGGUACGCAACAGGGCCACGCUGCAGGAAGUGGAGUCUCAGUGCAAGAAUUUGACCAGGAAGAACAAAGAGAAGCUGUCAGACUUGAUGGACGUGGAGAGGAGCAAAGGCUUGAAGGCUCUGAGCCGAGAGCGUCGACAGAGACUGGAGGCCUACCAGAACCUCUUCUACUUGCUCCAGACUCGGCCGUCCUACUUGGCCCAUCUGAUCUUCCUGAUGCCGCAGAGUCGCUGCUCAUCCUUCGUAGAGAUGUUGGUCUUCAGCCUGUUCAACUAUGGGGCAGACGAUCGCGAAGCCUUCCUACUUCUGCAGCUCUUCACCGAGGCGCUACACUUUGAGAUCAGGUCCAAGGUGACAGAGCCCCAGGAUGUAGUCAGGGGGAAUCCCUUUGUCGUCAAGAUGCUGGUUAACUUCUACCGGCACGAUCGCGGCCGCAACGUCCUGCGGGAAGUGCUGGGUCCCGUGCUGCGGGACGUGUUGGCCGACCAAAACCUCAGCGUCAAGACUGACCCGCUGGACGUCUACAAGAGCUGGAUCAAUCAGACCGAGAGCCAGAGCGGACUUAAGAGCUCGCUUCCCUACGACGUCUCGCCUGCGGACGCUCUGUCCCAUCCCGAAGUCCGGCGCCGCGUUGACGUCGCUGUGGUUAACCUGCACAACCUGACCCAGAGAAUCUUCAAGGCCAUCACCUCCAACGUUGACAAACUCCCGUACGGCUUCCGCUACUUGGCAAAGGUUCUUGGAGAUGCCCUGAGGUCAAAGUUCCCGGCUGCCUGUGAGAAUGAUGUCUACAAGGUGGUUUGCAACCUGGUGUAUUACCGCUUCAUGAAUCCGGCCAUCGUGGCUCCGGACGCAUUUGGGGUGUUGGAGCGUACGGGUGUGCCGGGCGGCCUGCGCCAGGAGCAACGCCACCUGCUGGGCUCGGCGGCCCGCCUGCUGCAACACGCCGCUGCCAACAAGCUCUUCCUUGGGGACGGCGAGCAUGUGGCCACGCUCAACCGCUACGUGGUGCACAUGCACUCUACCUUCAGGAAGUUUGUGUCGCACCUAUGCAACGUUGCCGAUCCAUCGGAGCGAUUUCGGAUGGACGAGUACUCGGAGGCGCUGGUCGUUAGCCGGCCGCUUGUCUACAUCUCGCUCGGUGAGCUCGUCAGUACGCACAAGCUGCUGUUGGAACAUCAGGAAGUUCUGUGUCCCGAGUCCACGGAUCCGCUCAGACUUGUGCUCAGCGAUGUCGGGCCUCUUCCCAGCCUACAGGCACUCAUGGGUACCACAACUAGUACGGCCCUAGCGGAUCCGGAAUCCGAGUUGAGUUGGGGAAAGACUGAAGUCUCUCUGACACUCACAAACAAGUUUGACGCUUUCGACGACCACGACGACUCUGCCGACGUCGGCGCUUUGCUGUUCUCCACCAAGCAGCUGAUCAUGGAUGUGAUCAGGACACAGCCGGGAGACACGCUCAGUGCCGUCCUGCAAACUGAUGCGUCGCCCGACCAGGAAAUAUAUCACGAGCAGCUGAUGCGUCGCCGCGCUCUCCAGGAGGCGCGUACGCCAGACAAGAUGAAGAGGAGGGCUUCCGCGAUGGCCGGUGCCGGUCUGCGCCUGGAGGAGAAGAAACGCAAGAUCGGCAGAAGCAUCAGGCGUCUGGAGGCUUUGGGUGUCCUGCCGGCGACGCAGGGCCAUGGCCGCGUUCUCGCCAUGAUUGCGCAGGAUGUCCGUAACCGGCAUGUCCACCGCCAGCGCCGUGGGGCGCAGCUGGUGAGACUGGGCCAGACUAUGAACAGUCUGCGGGCCAAAAGCAGCUUCCUCAGCCAACAGGCGGACUACUACGAACAUUACAUCGUUUCCUGUCUGGAGAAGCUGACGGCCAACGGCCGAGCGGACGUGCGAGGGAAGAAGAAAAUUCCCGUCGUGAGCUACACAGCCACGCGGCUGCAUGACAAAGGUGUUCUGCUGGAGAUCCAGGACCUGCCCUCCACGCAGUUCAAGAACGUGGUCUUCGAGAUCUCGAACGGGGCCGAGAAAGGAAGCUUCCUCGUGAAAGCUCGCUUCCUCGGCGUCGACGUGGAGGAAUUCCCCAUCAAGUACCAGGACCUCCUCCAGCUACAGUAUGACGGCGUGGCGGUGAUGAAGAUGUUCGACAAAGCCAAAGUCAACGUCAACUUGCUCAUCUUCCUCCUCAACAAAAAGUUCUUCAACAAAUAAUGAGCAUUUUUCCAUUGAUUGACGAAGCCAGUCUUUUACACAUUCGUAUUUUUAAUCAAAGGUGUCAAUAAAUAUUUAGUGUAACGCAA
Syngnathoides biaculeatus (alligator pipefish) is the source of this 5440-nucleotide messenger RNA. RefSeq names its product IQ motif containing GTPase activating protein 3 (gene iqgap3). The coding region runs from base 429 to 5351 and encodes 1640 amino acids. Gene Ontology annotation, biological process: regulation of GTPase activity; regulation of actin cytoskeleton organization. The transcript is spliced from 39 exons. Gene Ontology annotation, molecular function: actin filament binding; calmodulin binding; GTPase activator activity. Lineage: Eukaryota; Metazoa; Chordata; Actinopteri; Syngnathiformes; Syngnathidae. Gene Ontology annotation, cellular component: cytoplasm. The record is from RefSeq and is a predicted model, not a curated record.